AAUUAGGAAAAGACGUUGGAAGUUGAUAGGACAUACAUUAAGGAAUGCUCUUUAGUGCUUUAGAAAACCAACAAAUAGAAAUGCUUGGAAUAGCUAGCAACGACGGCGGUAAAAGCUUCAAGAGAAGGGAAUAUCAAACAACUAUAUGAUACUACGAAGAAACUAGCAGGCAGAUAUAGUACACCAGAUGGAGCUGUCAGGGACAAAGAAGGAAAGGCAAUCACUCAGAUUCAAGAACAGGGGAAAAGAUGGGUAGAAUACUCGAGGAACUCUUGAAUAGACCAGCCCCAUUGAAUCUACCGGCAAUCAAAGCAGCACACAUAAACCUUCCUUUACAUGUCGCUCCACCAACGAUUGAAGAAAUCAAGAUGGUCAUCAAACAAAUGGUGAGUGGUAAAUCAGUAGGAUCUGACAGUAUACCAACUGAAGCACUAAAGUCGGUUAUAGAAGUAGCUGAAAGUAUGCUUCAUGUUCUAUUCAGGAAGAUUUGUGAGGAGGAACAAUUAAUACCGAGAAACUGGAAAAAGAGACACAUCAUCAAGAUACCAUAAAAAGGAGAUGUUAGCAAGUGUGAGAACUACAGAAGCAUCACAAUACUAUCGAUAUCAGGGAAUGUUUUCAACAGGUUUUCCAUAGUGGUCUAGCU
Molecule: messenger RNA, 646 nt
Organism: Schistosoma rodhaini
Lineage: Eukaryota; Metazoa; Platyhelminthes; Trematoda; Strigeidida; Schistosomatidae
Source: the annotation of a GenBank genome assembly